Molecule: messenger RNA, 6001 nt
Organism: Corythoichthys intestinalis (scribbled pipefish)
Lineage: Eukaryota; Metazoa; Chordata; Actinopteri; Syngnathiformes; Syngnathidae
Product: inter-alpha-trypsin inhibitor heavy chain H3-like
Exons: 23
Coding region: 18-2792 (924 amino acids)
Biological process (GO): hyaluronan metabolic process
Molecular function (GO): serine-type endopeptidase inhibitor activity
Source: RefSeq, a predicted model, not a curated record
AGCACUUGUUUUCAGCCAUGCAUCGGGAUCAGCUUUUCCUGGUCGCAGGUAUGCCAGUGUUUUGGGCUUGUGUCUGCAUUGUUCUUGCAGCUCAGGUGCAAGAAGCUCUGCUUGUUUCCAAAAGAGAUGCUCCUGUAGAGAAAAGAAGUACCAACUCUGAGACUGUAAGGAACAGAAGCCUGAUGGUCGAGGUGCAAACUUUCAGAGUUGACUGUGCAGUGACAUCUCGUUUCGCUCACACUGUCAUGACCUCCAAGGCCUUAAACAGAGCCAACAUCUCACAGGAAAUUUUCUUCGAAGUGGAGCUCCCAAAGACAGCGUUCAUCACCAACUUUACCAUGGAAAUUGAUGGGCAACUUUUUGUUGGAGAGGUGAAGGAGAAAGAGAAAGCCAAAAAACAGUAUGAAAAGGCAGUUUCUUCCGGAAAGACCGCUGGACUAGUCAAGGCAUCUGGAAGACAAAUGGAGCAGUUUUCAGUUUCUGUCAACAUUGCUGCAGAAAGUAAUGUUAUUUUCAUUUUGACUUACGAGGAGCUCCUUCAGCGGAAACUAGGCCAGUAUGAGAUUCUGACACGAGUGAAACCCAGACAACCAGUCCAAGACUUUCAGAUCACAGUUAACAUCUUUGAGCCCCAAGGCCUCGCUUCGGUGGAUGCAACAGCAACAUUCCUAACUAAUCAGCUGCUCCCUCUGGUGGAGAAAACUGUUACUGACACAAAGGCUCACAUCACUUUUUCACCAACAAUGGAGCAACAGAGAACAUGCCCAUCGUGUGUGGACACUCAAAUUGAGGGCGAUUUUAUCGUCAAGUAUGAUGUCAAGCGAAAAGAAAACCUUGGUGAAGUCCAGAUGGUAAACGGCUACUUUGUCCAUUUCUUUUCCCCACCUGACUUACCCGGCGUCCCCAAAAAUGUGAUAUUUGUGGUUGACAGGAGUGGCUCAAUGUCUGGAAAAAAAAUAGCACAGACCCGAGAAGCCUUGACAGCCAUUUUGAAGGACCUCCACAAGGGCGACCACUUCGCUAUUGUCCUGUUUGAUGAUAAGAUUGUCACUUGGAAGAAUUCAUUAAUGAAAGCUACAGAAAAGAACGUGACAAACGCCAUCGCCUACAUCAGGAAACUCAAGGAGAAAGGAUCUACUGAUAUCAACCGUGCCCUAUUGGAAGCAGUUAAAAUGUUAAAGAAGGAAAGAAGAGAUAAAAGGCUUCCUGAAAGGAGUGUGGAUAUGAUUAUUCUGUUGACUGAUGGGAUGCCAAACCAUGGGGUUUCCAACCUAGAGGAAAUCCAGGAGAAUGUACGUCAAGCUAUACAAGGAAGAAUGUCUCUGUUUUGUCUUGGAUUUGGAAAUGAUGUGGAUUACUCCUUCCUGGAUGUAAUGAGCAAACAAAACAAAGGGCUAGCCCGCAGAAUCUUUGAGGCCUCAGAUGCAGCGCUUCAACUCCAAGGUUUCUAUGAAGAGGUGUCCAGUCCACUGCUCUUGGGGGUGAAACUACAGUAUCCAGGAAAUGCUGUUGACUUCUUGACCAAAAAUCAAUACAGCCAUUUGUUCAACGGCUCUGAGAUUGUGGUGGCCGGUCGCUUAGAUGACAGCCAUGAGCUUGACAACUUCCUUGUGGAGGUGUUCGCUCAGGGGCCAAAAGAAGAUUUCCAAGUGCAGGGCAUGGCCCGAGUGGAAGACUGGGAUGUGAUCUAUCCAGAAGACAAGUACAUCUUUGGGGACUUCACUGAGCGUCUCUGGGCUUACCUUACAAUUCAGCAACUACUGGAGAAGAGUCACAUUUCUGGUCCAGAGGAAAAGAUCAACUUCACAGCCAAGGCCUUGGAGAUGUCGCUGCGCUACAAUUUCGUAACCCCUCUCACCUCUAUGGUGGUCACCAAACCUGAAAGUGAGGACGGUCCCCUCAUCGCUGAUAAGCUGACAGAGGAGCAACGACAAAAAGCAGAGAGACAAAGAGGCUCUUUGUCUGCGGCUGCAAGAAAAAUCAGUCAAGCAAAUCGUAAACCACAGAGAAGCCGUGGUUCUGCUGCCCAUGCUGCCAGCUCUCGACAGCAAUCAAAUGUGGAUGGAGAUCCACAUUUUAUGAUAGAACUCCCAGACAGAGACGAAGCCCUGUGUUUCAACAUCAAUGACAAACCAGGGACUAUUUUCAACCUGGUCAGGGACACCAAAUCAGGUUUUGUUGUGAAUGGCGAGAUUAUUGCCAAGAAGAAAUUAGUCACGGAUCAAAAGAUGGACACAUACUUUGGUCGUCUUGGUAUCAGCCACAAGGCUCUGGGGAUAAAGCUGGAGGUCAACACCCAAAAUAUUUCUGUGUUUCAGGGGGGUAAACAGGUCAAGAUGCUGUGGACAGAUUUUGCUUCUCUCAAAGACACCAAUAUGGACCUUCAGAUGACGAAAAACUGCAGCCUCACUGUCACACUGAGACACUCAGUCAAAUUUAUGGUCAUCAGACACACCAAGGUGUGGAAGAGACGUCAUGAUCAGCAAAGCUAUUUGGGAUUUUAUACUCUGGACAGCCACCAUUUGUCCAACUCUGUUCAUGGGCUGCUAGGCCAGUUCUACCAUGGAGUUAAUUUUGAAGUAAGCGAUCUAAAAAUGGACAAAAUGCAACAGAAAAUGGAUGCCACCUUGUAUGUGAAUGGACAGACACUCAAUGUAACCCGACAUUGGCAGAAGGACUUCAGCAAAGACGUGUUAAAUGGGGAAGAUAUUCCCUGUUGGUUUGUUCAAAAUGACGGAGCUGGUCUUAUUGAUGGCAGAGCUUCUGAUUACAUUGUUCCCACCCUGCUUUAAUUUUUUUUUUUAAUUCCAUAAUUUCCCAGACCCAUAUACAUUAUAGUGUGGGAGAUAUUGGACUAUAGAUACUUAACUGUUUUAUACUCAAAUGUACCACAGCACCAUGAGGGAUAUUAACUACUGAAAAGAGAGAAGAGCACAAUCCAGUUUUCAAUUUUAAUUUCAGGUGAAACACUAUACAGGUAGUCUCUGGGUUACGACGAACCUGACUUAUGUGAUUUCGACUUUACGGUGGCAGAGUCUGCCAGUUUGUCUCCAGUCUUUUUUUUUUUUUUUAAAUCUCAGAAAUAGUAACUAAUUCUUGCCUUGUCAGGAUCCCCUCCUCCCCCAGCAACCUCGUCGCCGUCCUGCAGUUUCUGAGAGCAUCAGGUCCCACUUCCUUGUACUAAUGGUCAUAGGCGGAGUUUGACUGUUGGAGCAGGGGGGGGCACAAUUUGUUGAUGACCCCGAAACGCAGUGUCAGCAAUUACAAUAACUUACAAGAAUUUUUAUAAUAAUAAAUUGACAAUGAGCGUUUUUUGGUUUUCCUCAUUCUUGAGGGGAUCAGGCUGCUUAGGCAACAUUUUUUGCCAAGAUUGUGACCUAUUGAAUAUGGUACGUCUGCCGGUGUUGUGCCAAUGUAGUUACGCCAGUCAAAAACUCUAUCCCCUGGGCGGAGGCAUAUGAAGAUAGAUUUGUGUCUUUAUUAUUCAAUCCCAAAAAAGUUUUGAAUGCAAAAAUGAAUUUGAAACUCAAAAAAAUGCAUGUGAAAGCUAUUUUUCUUUGAUAAAAUUUUUUGAAGGGAUUGAAGCAACUUUUUUAAUUGAAGAAAUGUUGAUUUGUGUUUGGGCCACAUUUUGGCUAGGAUGUUUUUGUCUUUAUUAUUCAAUCAAAAAAUAAGUUUCUUCAAAAAAUAUAUAUUUUCAAAAAAAUCAAAAAAAGGAAAAAUUUCAAUCACAGAAAACGUUUUUGAAUGCGAAAAAAUAUUUGAAAUAAAAAAAUUUGCAUUUGAACACUUAAUUUUUCAUUGAAAAAGUUUUAUUUGAUUGAAGCAAUCCUUUUUGUGUUUGGGCCAUAUUAUGAGUAGGACAUUUGAGUCUGAAUCAUUCAGUCCCCCAAAAAGUUGCUUCAAAUUCCCCUCCCCUGAUUGAUUUAUUUUAUAAAAUUAUAUGCAAAGCAAAUGACAGUCUAAGGCAUCCAUGUCCAAAGUCCGGCCCGAGAGCCAAAUGCGGCCCGUGGUCAAAUUUCAUCCGGCCCCCAGCCUCUGUCAUAAAAUCAAUAAAGUCUGGCCCACAAACAGACUUAAUAAAUUGGUCAGCAGUACUGCUACCAGCACAUGAAGUAUCUUAUACACUAAAUGCUGCUCCUCAUUUACCCACGAAAAGGCAGCAGCACUCGAAGCAUCAUUACCCCGUGUGACCCUUUACUCCCAAUUUUCUAAAACGGCGACAAUCAACAAAAAAAGAAAGUUGACUGCGACGGCUGGCACUUCAAGGAUAGGUGGAAAUUGGACCUAUUUCUUCACUAAAAUACGCAACUGUCUGCCUUAUUUGCAAAGAGACAGUUGCUGUUUUUAAAGAGUUUAAUGUUAGGCGAUAUUAGUAAACAAAACACGCAGACAUGUACGACAAGAUUACAGGCAAGAUACGUAGCGAGAAAUUGAAGCAACUUGAAGCUAGUUUAAUUUCACAGCAGCAGUAUUUCGCAAGAGCCUGAGUCAAAAGAGAACGCCACAAAGGCUAGUUGCGAGAUUGUUGAAAUGAUACAUUAAAAAAAAUAAUAAUAAAGCAAUGUGACGCACAGAAUGGCUUGCUAAAAUUUGCUUAAAUAUAUUGUUCUACAUAAAAGAUAUCAGCCAAGGUCGGCCCCCCACAUUUUUACCACACCAAAUCUGGCCCCCUUUGCAAAAAGUUUGGACACCCCUGGUCCAAGGUGCUAGUCACAUGAUCUGUUUGAAAAAUAAUUUGGCCCUUUAUGAAAAUAUAUUGUUUUGUUCAUUUCAUCCAUUUUUGUCGCAGUUUUAUUGCUUAACAACUUUUAUACAUAUAGGAAAGUCAAUUUCAUGCAAUGACACUUUUCAGCCACCAGGGGGCCUGCCCCCCCCUUAAAAUCCGCGUAUGCUCAUGGUGCUGCUGCUUCUCCCCAUGCGCCGACUCGUCUUGCGAGUCGUGAUCCGUUUUUUUUUAGUUCGGACCGUGGGCUCGCGUAAAGAGAGACUAUGCUGGCGACCUGAACGGCCAUGACCUCCCUACUCUUUCCACAGCACUCUUUUCUCCAAGCAAGGUGACUCACUUGCGAGUAAAGCCCAAAUAUAAAUCUAUAUUUUUUUUUAAGUCCGAAUAGUCAUUCAAUAUAACGGCAUUUAACACAACGUACCUCACAGUACCUUAUUUUUUACUUAUCUUCUUAAUAUGAAAUAUAACACAUGUUUUUAGACAGUUAUUUUGUAUUUAGGGGUACUUAAAGGGUUAAUUCCGGUUUAUGCAGAAAUACGGGUUACAUCGCUAGCCUAGGAACGAAACUCGUUUGUAACCCGGGGACUACCUGUAUUGAUAGAUGUGAAAACAUUUAGGAUAUAGGGAAAUCCAGAGUUGAUGGAUUUUUAGAUUUGCAUUUUUAAUAACUAAUGACUAAAAUGACCAAAGACAUGUAAUUAGUCAAUGCUGAAUGUAGUGAGGUGUGAAGGAAAAUAAUGUGUUGAAUGUGAAUUUCUUUUAAAUUGAUUUUUUUCCCUCCACACUUAAAAUGACAAAAUGUCUCAAGCGUUUAGACUCCUAAAGGUUUUCUGAAGAUGCUAAUUACAUAUCUGAAAAUAUAGGAUGUUUGUCCUAUUGCUUGCUUAUUAAGCAUUUUUAAUGAAAACUAGCACUAAUGCAUCUUAAUGUCUGAAGAGUCCAUUUAUUUUUGACUGUAUUUUAUUUUAUUUUUUCUGUGGCGCGGGGACUGCUUUCAAAAACUCACUCAAGCUUUCACUAUUAGGAAAACUAUCACUAUGUUUUUGCAAUACACCAAAGGGUUCCAUGAUCUUAAGCGCCAGGAUGUGGGAACCAUUUUCCAUUUACUCAAAGUCAGACAAAAAUAUUGAUGGUGUUGUGACUGAUAUAUGUAUGAAUUUGUGAAAGCUAUUAAAACAAUCACACCUUUACUGAUAUGAAUGUAUAAAAACAAGAGUGUAACGGCAACUUGUGUUAUUAGGAGUCAUAACCAAUAUAUUUUUGUUUUUAUUC